Dentiscutata erythropus is the source of this 309-nucleotide messenger RNA. The record is from the annotation of a GenBank genome assembly. NCBI's taxonomy places the organism in Eukaryota, Fungi, Glomeromycota, Glomeromycetes, Diversisporales, Gigasporaceae.
AUGGACACAAGAGACGAAAAAAUUUUUUUAGGAGUUCAACCUCCUGAAGGAAAUACUUCGACAUCAAAAGCUUUAGAAAAAACUACUACACUUAUAAGAGUCCUAGAAUUUCCUACUUUUUUCCUUUUCACAACUUAUAAACAACAAAAACAUACUAUUUUCACAGAAAGCAUUAUCGAUAACCCGGAAUACGCAGUGCUGGUUACCUUUAAUAGUAUUAAUAUCUCUUACAACACAAGAAAAUUUACAGCUGUAGCUCAAACCUUUGACAUUAUUCCUUCUUACUUACAACAAAAAAGAAUAAAGCAA